Molecule: messenger RNA, 477 nt
Organism: Iphiclides podalirius (scarce swallowtail)
Lineage: Eukaryota; Metazoa; Arthropoda; Insecta; Lepidoptera; Papilionidae
Source: the annotation of a GenBank genome assembly
AUGUACCAAAAGCGGCUAAAGAAGGAACGGAAGCAACGCCAGCAAAUCCAAGAGCAACUGGAGAACGAACUGAAAAGGCGACAGAAGAUUGAGGAAGCACUUAAACAGUCUGGUGCACCAGCAGAAAUUCUCAGAAUUGUAACUGAGAACAUGAGCCCUGCGGCCCACGAGGCCCGUUCCGAGCGCGAGAACGGUUCAGAGAGCAAGCCACCAAGCGCCGAGCCGCCGCCAGCGUCGCCGCCGUUCUCGCGUGAACCGCCCCGCACGCCCGACAAGCCGCAAUGGAGCUACCCCCCACCACCCGUGGACAUCAUGCCCGGGGGAGCGGCCUUCUGGCAGAACUACUCCGAAUCCCUGGCACAAGAGCUGGAGAUGGAGCGCAAAUCCCGCCAGCAGGCCAUGGAGCGCGACGUGAAGAGCCCCCUCUCGGAACGCGCCAGCUACUACAAGAACUCGGUACUGUUCAGCUCGGCCACU